AUGUUCCUCUAUUGCGAAGUGCUGAAGGCAGGUUGUUCUAACUGGAAAAGGAUAAUAUUUGUUUUAAAAACAAAUGUAAACGUGAAAGCAGAUUAUCUUGAACAUGAUCACAUCCAUGGUUCCCGUUGGUUGAAGAGACUAAGUGACUACCCAAAGGAAAAGCAAUGUUUGAGGCUUGCCAACUACACCAAAGUAAUUUUUACCCGAGACCCUUUACAGAGGAUAGUUUCAGCUUAUAGGGAUAAAUUCUUUCAUGCUGCUGGAUAUCACGGUAUACAGCUACCAAAAAUCAUUAAAGCAAAGUUCAGAAAGAACAAGACUUGUCUUGAAAAUGUGAGUUUUGAUGAAUUUGUUCACUAUAUACUUGAAAAUAAACCAAAGACGAACGAUGUGCAUUGGAGGCCAUUUUAUCAUCUCUGUGAUCCAUGCAAUAUCAACUAUGACAUUUUGGGAAAAUUUGAAACUUUGAAGCCAGAUUCUGACUAUGUAUUGAAGGUAAUAGGUGCACCUCCUGGUCUAAAAUAUCCAGAAGUAAAGCAAUUCAAUGAAUCCAGAACAGAUGCAAAAACUAGUGCAGGGUAUUACAACCAGCUUCCGCUUGACUUGCUUCAAAGCUUGUUAGAGAUUUACAGUCUUGAUUUUUACCUCUUCGAUUAUGCACAAUAA
Messenger RNA from Pelobates cultripes (western spadefoot toad), 666 nucleotides. Lineage: Eukaryota; Metazoa; Chordata; Amphibia; Anura; Pelobatidae. The record is from the annotation of a GenBank genome assembly.